Molecule: messenger RNA, 1298 nt
Organism: Paramecium sonneborni
Lineage: Eukaryota; Ciliophora; Oligohymenophorea; Peniculida; Parameciidae
Source: the annotation of a GenBank genome assembly
AUGAAAUUUAUAUAUUUAGUCAUUUUGGGAAUAGCGAUAGUUGAGAGUCGUAAUUCUUUUUCUUUUUUAUUGAAUUCAGGAGAAAUUUAUAAUACAACUCUGAAAUUCAAAACAAAUUACGCUAUAAGUUAACUAAGUUUGAGAUGUGAUGUAAAGAUUAGAUUUAUUUUAGAAUCUUACUUAUGAUGCUUGGAGGUCUUAUGGUUAUUAGGAUCUUGAAGUAUCUCCAGAGUAACGAAGAGCUUUUUAGUGUUCAGACACAAAUUUUACACUUUCAGUCUCUAAUGAUUUUAAUCAAAAUGAAAUUGUUAUCUCAGUAUAUGAUGCUUACUACUACAAAGAGAUUGCAAAAUUCAAUUUUCUAUCAGAUAAUAUUUAUGUUCCAUAAAUUACUUUAUAAUAAAACUAAGCUGAUUUAAAGUCUCUUUUUUAUGUUGAUAAUGAAUUUAAAAUUACAAUUUAUAGUCCUUAAUAAAUCUAUAUGGAGAUAAUAAAGUGUUCAAAUUCAAACAGUCAUCUUACAGUAAAAGGAUAUGAUUCAAAUUAUCUUUAUCAUAAUUUAUCUGAAAUGUCAUACAAAAAUGCAUUUUAUGAUGUAGUAUAAACUUAGCAAGGAGAUUAUUAUUAUUAUUACAGAUUAUCUUAAAGUUCCUAUUCUACACCUGAUGUUUUUAUCAAAGUAAAUUAUUGUUUUAUUUUAUUAGUAUUAAAUUGCUUCAUACGUUGAUUUCAAUAAUAUCAAGGAAUAUGCUAAUAAAUAUUACUAUGUGAUGGGAUCUGUAUCUUCAUAGAAAAUACGUCUUUAAGUACCAACUAUUUAAGUAUUGAAAAGUGAAAAUGUGGAAUUCCACAUUGUUGUGAGUAAUGAUAAUUAUGAGGGAAACUAUUUACCUUGUAUUUAAGGUGAUUAAUCUCUCUAUACUUAAUAUGGAUCAAUUUAUCAUUCUGACUUUAGUAUAUUUACUUAAAAUCAAAAUUAUGGAAAAUAAGAAAUAGAGAUAAAUUUUCCUAAUUAAGAAUCUGGAUGGUAUAAUGUAAGAGUUACUGCAAUAGUUGAUCAUGGCUAUAUUAAAUAGUCUAUUCCUUUUGAAAAAUUCUAAGUCUAUUAAAGUUAUAUAAUAUUUCCAGAUACAUUAUUGGUUCAUAUCUUAGCACCAAUAAUCAUUGCUUGUAUAUCUUUAAUAGGUUUGAUUGUAGGAGCAUGUAAAUUUUCAUCUAAAAAGAAAAAGUUAUAAUAAUAGGAGUUAUUAUAAUAAUAUUAAAAUAACCUAUAAAUCCAAAGUCAUCCUUAAUAUUGA